Molecule: messenger RNA, 1471 nt
Organism: Aedes albopictus (Asian tiger mosquito)
Lineage: Eukaryota; Metazoa; Arthropoda; Insecta; Diptera; Culicidae
Exons: 2
Coding region: 307-894 (195 amino acids)
Source: RefSeq, a predicted model, not a curated record
AACCUGGAGAACCGCGCCUGCUAGCUCUGUGCUAUGCUUCUGCUGCUACUGCUGGAUUGAGGAACAUUUUCACGCUUCACAGCUACGGAGUGUGGAGGCAUUCAAAUCAAUCCAUUGCAAACCUUUGGCGAGGCACCUCAUCACUUGUUGCGGUCGGUUAUAAUUCCGUUUACGGAGGGCUACUAAAUUAUUCCAGAACGAAUAGCGCGCGCGAUUUAGUGAGUUUUUUGCGUGUUAGAACCAAAUUUGGGCGCAAGGCUUCCAGUAGUGCACAAGAACAGCAGCGAGGACGCGACCUUGAUUGAAAUGUCGGAUAAACCCAGUGACCAAACGGAUAUGAAAAACUCGGUGGAGAUUCCUCUGGCAGGACAAAGCACCGAAGGAGCAGCCAAAAAGCCACCGUGGCUGGUGCUGAAGAAGUACGUGAACGCGAAAAAUGUUCGAAGAUUGCUCAAAGUGGGACAAGUGCUCAUUGGGUUGCUCAUCCUGGCGUUGAUCCGUCCGAAGAACCGCUGCGGGUUCCUUUACAACCAUCAGGGUCUACCGGAGUACGUGCUGAUCCUGCUCACCUACUUGGCCACUGUGGUGACCCUCGUCCUGCUGGUGGAUUCCUUCGUGAAGGGCCAACCCAUUCGCAGAGUGUUCACCUUGGAGCUCUGGUCCCGUUUGGAGCUCUGGUUCACCGGGUUGGUGGCGUUGGUCCUCCACGUCGUGUCCUACUUCGUGCUGGCACUGAAUCUCAACUGCACCUACCCUUCCUCGAUGAACAUCACCGGAAUCAGCUUCGGGCUGAUCGUUUCCGGUCUGUACCUGGCGGAUUGGUGGCGCAUCUUCAGCGACCGCAAACAACCCAAGAAGGACGAAAGCUUUGAGGAGAUCAACAUUACUAGUUAAGAAGUGACAGUCAAGAGAACAGAUUUCUUCCUCCGGGAACAUUUCAGCCAAGAAAGUUACCCGGGGCUCACAUUAACAAUGCAUACCAUUUAAAACUUCCUACUCUACACGUGACCAAAUACCAAAGCAUAACUCUCCAAAAAAAACAACAAAGUAGCUAAAUUAGUUAAGUCUAAAUUGCACACGAUCCCGUGUGCGCCAUAUUAAUGUGUGAUGAUUGUAUAGGAAUUGUCGUGUUUCAUCUUUUGGACGGACUGAUUCCUCCUCAACCGUGUAAUAAGUUUGCAGUUCACAUUAUCAUACCCAAAGGGGCAACUAUUUUAACCCCGGCUGAACGAAUACAAGAUAUCUCCAUCACAUCUUGUACGUACAGAACAUUUGCAAAAAAAAAACCGGGGGCAUUAUAGUUAGAACAGUACAAGUCGUAUUUAUAACAACUAUGUCUUCACAUCUAUAGAUAGUUUGAAUUAUUUUUAUUUAGGCUAUAAGAACGGCUUUUGGAAUGCAAAUAUUUUUAUUUAUCUAUGCAUGUGCCAUAUCAGAUAUCAAUAAACUCGUGGAUGAAUGUACCGAUCGA